Messenger RNA from Engraulis encrasicolus (European anchovy), 3870 nucleotides. It is a transcript of the gene vegfaa, whose product is annotated as vascular endothelial growth factor Aa. Lineage: Eukaryota; Metazoa; Chordata; Actinopteri; Clupeiformes; Engraulidae. Gene Ontology annotation, molecular function: growth factor activity; heparin binding; chemoattractant activity. The record is from RefSeq and is a predicted model, not a curated record. Gene Ontology annotation, biological process: response to hypoxia; vascular endothelial growth factor receptor signaling pathway; induction of positive chemotaxis. The coding region runs from base 536 to 1135 and encodes 199 amino acids. The transcript is spliced from 6 exons. Gene Ontology annotation, cellular component: membrane.
UGGAGGUCUGAGUGCAACAAAGACAAAACAUAACAGACAACGGCAACAGGAAACGAUUUUCAGCCGAAUUUCAAUUGGGAGAUUUUACUGGAUCAAUUCUCACCUUCAGAAGCGUCUGUCGAGUGUUCUGCUGUGUUCUUGGGUUUGAUCACAGAGUUGUGCUUUGGAAGACUAAAAGUUUAUAUUUCUUCAUUCGCCUAUGACCAAGACCUCUUUGGAGUGAUAACACACAUACAAAUGAUGGCUUUUCUGUCCUGCUUUGGAUUGAGUCUCCCGGUUUGCCGCCGAAGAGAGUGAAAGACAAGACACUGUGGAUGUUUAUACUUUCAUAAUUUUGGAGCCAGUUUCAUUACAUUAUUCCAUUAGGAUUUCCCAGGUGCCCGCUUUUAGUGCGCCAACAUGGGUUCGGUGUCACUAUAGCGCAACGUAUCGCCAGAUUUCGGGCUUUUGUUUUCUGCUUCUGUGCGUCUCACUCUCCAAGAGAGUAGCGAUUCGGACAUCAUAUAACCCGCAUAUCACCUUUGGAAUAUUCACCAUGAACUUUGUUGUCAGCUUGGUACAAUUCCUUUUAGCGGCGGUCCUUCAUCUGUCCGCAGUAAAGUGUGCUCACAUACCCAAGGAAGGAGGAAAGGGCAAAAAUGAAGUGAUUCCCUUCCUGGAGGUGUAUAAGAAGAGCAGUUGCCAGCCCCGGGAGACGCUGGUGGAGGUGCAUAAAGAGUACCCGGAGGAGACGGAGUUCUACUUCCACCCGUCCUGCGUGGUGCUGAUGCGCUGUGGCGGUUGCUGCGGCGACGAGUCCUUGGAGUGCCUGCCCACGGAGACGCGCAACGUCACCCUGGAGCUAAUGCGAAGCAAUCCACACAGAUCGCAACAUCAAUUACAGAUGAGUUUCACGGAACACACAACGUGUUCGUGCCAACAAAAGCAAGAAGUGAAAGUAAAGAAAGAAAAAAAACCCAGGGAGGGGAGGGGCAAGGGCCUAAAGAGAAAGAGAAAAAGAGAGAGGGAGGCGUCCGGCGUCAGGCUGGAGUUCUACACCAGCGCUUCACACGCUCAGCUCCUGGGCCACACGGGCAGUCUCUCUCUCUUGAUCUUCUUUGGCUUGCUGGCCGCGGAGCUACUCUGCUCCGUCUAGUAACGAAUACUAAUCAUAAAACCUCGAGACUGAGACAAGUGACAAGGCGACGCGGAACAAUACCAUGACAACAAAAACACAAAAAGACACACAUGUCCCCAAGGGACAGAGCUCACCCCUAAUUUCUCCAUCCCUCACCAUCCGUUUACCCCUGCCCCCUUCCACAAAACAACAUCUCACCUUUGACAACCCCCCCCCCCCCCCCCCACACCCAUUCCAAUCAUUUUCAUUCAUUGACUGGUAGCUCUCCACUCCACUGUGCGUCCUAUUUAUUGUAGCAUGAACGCGACACCAGAACCUCACCCCCACCCCUACUUAGAGGCUAACGCGAUACGAAGUGUGGUGACAGUGUGGUGAUGGCCAGCGGAGAGGGGGGGCUGGCAGGUAACUGGCCUCUCAAGUCAUGUCACAGUCACAUCAUGUCACGUCCGUCCGCAUGACUCUCUCUACUGUACUGUAUGCUUGUUUAAGGGGACACUAACCAGCCAGAGAGGAGCAGGCUGAGGCACAGUCUUCACCUCCUCUUACUCCUCAUCGUUCUUCUUCUCCUUCUCCUCCUCCUUGUCUUUCUUGUUUUCCCAUCCUCCCUGUCCACAUUCUUCUUCUUCUUCUUCUUCUUCUUCUUCUUCUUCUUCUUCUUCUUCUUCUUCUUCUUCUUCUUCUUCUUCUUCUUCUUCUUCUUCUUCUUCCUGUUCCACCACUGGAGCCUCAACGUGACACCUCCUCUCUGGCUGUGGUGUUGUUGAUGUGUAUACAUACUGUAUUGCCACUGCCAGAUAGCUGUAUUGUUGCUGCUGGUCAGCUGUAUUGCAGGUAGUGGAUAGCAGGGCGGCUGGCUUGGUUUCAAUGGCCGUUCGUGCCGCAAUGUUGUAUGUGGGAAUGUGGCUAUAUGGCGUGUGCAGGGGACUGUGUAAGGGAGGCUUGCACAUGACAAAGGCCAAAGUACAAAGUACAAGAGAGGAGGCCGUCGGAAAGGGAGGAAGUGGUGGUUCUGUGGGCGACUGUAAGGGGGGUGGGGGGUAGUGCAUGGUUUGGAGUGGCCUCUAUUAAAAUAUAGACUCUAAGUGUUCACAUUUACCAAGGCAAGUCCGCUCCUUGUUGUCGCCAAGUACACGAGCACUGAAGUGUCAUAAAAAAUCAUAAAAAAGAUACUGCACCCUCUCAACCAAAGGGAGUUAAGGACGUGUAAGUCUAUUUUUACUUCGGCUCGCCCCCACCUGGUGCCACCCCCCACCGCACCACCACCCUCACCCUUACAUCUACUGCUCCACAUCACCACCACCCCACACCCACACCCCUUCUCCUUUAAAUCUCACCAAGGAGUGAGCGAACUGGGACUGUGCCAGCGGCGAGAUUAGGGCGAGAGGAGAGAAUGUGCCGCGCGCUAAUCCAUACGUACAUUGAGCCUGUGCUUGUAAGCCUCUGGCCCAUUAAAAUGCCAAGCUCAUGUUCACCUGUCUCGAGUCCUGUACUGUUGCUGUUGCAUUUCUCGAAACUAUACUUGCUAACUACAUUAGCUACUUUGCUGUUUGCAAUGCAAUUUCCCAUUGGCAACUAUGGACGUUGCUAACUGGCUAGCAACUACACUUUCGAGCCCUGUACCAGUUGCUGUUGCUGCUGCUGCUCAUGCUGCUGCUGCUGCUGCUGCAUGUCACCAUACCACCUCCAUGUCCCCUGGAUGGGGACGCCAUGUACUGUACAUUACAAUCAUCGUGGAACAUGGAACGCCCUAUGUGCCAUACACGUGUCACCUCCUCGUCUCAUGGAUCUUUAACUUUAAGCUGUGUUGUUUGUUGUCAAUGUCAAUGUUAAGUGUGUGGGCUUUGUCACAUCACACAUGAACCUGUCAUAAAUGGUGUGUGUGUGUGCGUGUGCGUGCGCGUGCGUGUGCGUGCGUGUGUGUGUUAUACAGGCUCAUGUGUGUGUCCCCAUAAGUGUUCAUCGUUGCUUUAAUGUUGCCAAGAAAUCUUAUCACACAUGUGUGCCUCUGAGUGUGUGUGUGUGUGUGUGUGUGUGUGUGUGUGUGUGUGUGUGUGUGUGUGUGUGUGUGUGUGUGUGUGUGUGUGUGUGUGUGUGUGUGUGUGUGUGUGUGUGUGUGUGUGUGAGAGAGAGAGAGAGAGACACACCAUGUGUGCAUAAGACUCCACCACAAGCUUCUCCGUCCCACCCAUCACAAAAGCUGUCUCUGCUUCCUUUCUUAACACAAGUCUCUCUUUAACUGUGUGUAUUACCUUACCAGCCCUGACCAACCAUUUCAUCCCCUGCUACCUCCAUUAACGCCUCCCAUACCUACCUACCUACCUACCUCCUCGCCAGGCUGUCUAACUAGCCCGUGUCACCCAUUUGCUUUACUCAUGUGCUACUUUAAUGACACUUAACCAGCCUGAGAAUUAUGAGGUUGUAGUUGCUUACACUGUUCUUGUAGUUCAGAACGAGGAGGAGGAGGAGGAGUUUGGAGUUUCGAGGUUGGAGGUAUCAUGUGAUGAAGGGGGUACAGAGAGCGGUUGUGUUUUGAAGGGGAGGUGGGGUGUGGGGAGGUGUUGGCUGGAGUGGGGGCCAGGGGCAGGGGCAGGGGGAUGGGACAGGAUGGUGCAUGAGUUGUCUGUCUUUCCCUCUCUGCCCAGAACGCUUUAGCUUAGUCUCUCUCUCUCUCUCUCUCUCUCUCUCUCUCUCCCCUCUCCCCCACUCUCUCUUUCUCCCUCCCUCCCUCCCUCCCUCCCUCUAUCUCUCGUUCU